UCGGAAGGAUAUUAAGGUUGCACAGCAAUGUGUUACAUGACCUAACCAGAGAGCGUUUGAUAAUGAAAAACUGGAGUUUCUCCGACCUUACGUCUCGUAACCUAAGAUGACCAGUUGUCCACGAUGUCUGCAACAAUGGGACGAGUUUUCAAUAGUUUGAGGCGAGUCGCUUUGAAUACGGGGGAAUUAUUUCAUAACACCACGACGACCGUGAGCAGACUGAGCAGUGUCCGUCCCCUCGCCAUGAGCUCUCAGAUGCAGGUCAGUUCCAAGAAACCCAACGAUGAGAACGUGAGCAGGCCCAUCAAGUUCUCCACCAGUAAAGCCAGUCAUAAGACCUGGAAAGUUGACCGUACCAUGGGGAGUCAUCACCAGCAGCCCUGGUGGAAAGUCUUGUCCAUCAGCCUCUUAGGCGUCAGCUUCGUGCUGUGGUGUGCAUUGAGAGGACAGACAGGCGUUGAUGAACAGCUCAAUAAGUCGCUCUAUGAGCAUUUACCAAGCCUGGCAUCAGAUGAUGAUGAUGAAGAAGAGGAGACUGUCCAAAAUCAAUCUAAUUAGCUAAUGGACUUAAUGUGUAUACAUAUAUAUAUAUUGCAGCGAUUAUUUAUCAGGUGUUUCUACUGUUGUGUGCAGAGAUUAACUGGUUUAUCAGGAGCUUGAUGAAAUGCCAUCCAAUGCUACAGGAAAUGAAUUAGCAGAAACAUUAAUUUUACAUUUCAGUUGUAAUGUUUCAUUUUGAUGGAGAGCAUGGGGAUUAAAAUGUCUUGAGUAGUCACUGUUUCUGAAACCUUAUGUUGAUAUAUUUCACAUUCUCAAACAGGUUCUUGUGUAGUCAAGCAGUGAUAUGUGUAUAAUUGUGUAGCCCAUGAAGUGGUAUUGCAGUUCAGAACUUGAACCAUUUGAAGAGAUGGCUGUAAGUAAGGUGUUAAGGUUGCAGAAUUCAUGUGCACUGGGGCUGCUACUUCUGACUGUUUCAAAAGUCAGCUAGCCAUUGACUACUGUAACUACUAUUUGGCUAGUUAGGUUAUAAACUGAAUGGUGGUGCAGGGGCUAGCACUUGUGCCUCACAACAAGGUCUUGGGUUUGAUUCCAACACCAGUUCACGGGGGUGAGCAUAUUCUCUCUGUGUUGGUGUGGGUUCCCUCUGGCUUCCUCCCACCAUUCAAAGACAUGCACUAAUGUAGGUUCAUCUGAAUUGCCCAUAGGUGUGAAUGUGAGUCAUUGGUUGUUUGUUUCUACUUAUCAGCCCUGUGAUGAACUGGCGACAUGUUCAGGGUUAACCCCACCCAACAUUUAACAUCUGAUGCACAAUCAGAAUAGCAAAACAAAACUUUUUUAAACAGUUAUUCAGCUCUGUAUUCAAAUUUGCAACAUUACUACUACUUUCUCCCCCUUAAAAAGCACAUUUGUGCCUAAUAGUUUGAGUACUAAAGAGUUGCAACCAGCAACAAAUAUUUUUCCUUCAAAAGUGGACAUCAUCAAUGACCUAUAAAUUAAGUUAGUUGACCAAUUUUGCAAUUGACCAUUUGUUAACCAGCCCUAAUGUGCACCAAUUAAACACUAUGCAACUCGGCAGGUUUAGGUGCAAACCACCCUAUCUUAAACUUGAUUAAAAAUUGAUUCACAUUUCCUAUUCUCAGCAUUUAAUAGGCUCACAAUGAACGUACUUUUUGACAUCCUUUCUGUAGCUCAGAAGAAUGAAGUGCUUUAUUUAAAAAAAAAAAAAUUCUGCAAAAUUCAUUCCUGUGCCAAAGGUGUGUUUACAAAGUUUUAAAAGUACAAACAUUUAAG
Sphaeramia orbicularis (orbiculate cardinalfish) is the source of this 1791-nucleotide messenger RNA. RefSeq names its product ubiquinol-cytochrome c reductase complex assembly factor 4 (gene uqcc4). The record is from RefSeq and is a predicted model, not a curated record. The transcript is spliced from 2 exons. Bases 124 to 558 code for a protein of 144 amino acids. NCBI's taxonomy places the organism in Eukaryota, Metazoa, Chordata, Actinopteri, Kurtiformes, Apogonidae.